UCAUUUUCCUGUUCUGACAAAAUGAAAUAAAAACUACUCUAUGAGUCAGUGUGAGAGGACAUAUCCGAGAAAUGGGAGAACGGGACAUCUUUAGGUUUGGAACAAUGAAACAAGAAGACUUCCAACACCUUAUGUACCUGAAGGUUCUGAUGGCCACAAUCACUUUCCUUUUCGCCAGCUAUAUUGGCCUACUUGUGCUGCAGUGGGUUGUCAACAAAAGGUAUGGUCGACGCCGCAAACACGAUAUCCCUAGGGGGUCUGCUGUCUUGAAUGAAACUGAAUGUGUUCUUCUUCAAGAAGUAUCCACGAGGGAAAGUCGUGCACUUCGACAGAAAAGGCGUGAGAGUUGGUAUGUUGAUAACGUUGGAACAUCCAGGGACCGCCAAGGAAUGAUCCCUCAUGACAACAAUCCCAAUGACAGAGAUCGCCAAGGAGUGAUCCUUCAUGACAACCAUCUCUAUGACUGGGAUCGCCAAGGAAUGAUCCCUCAUGACAACAAUCUUAAUGACGGAGAUCGCCCAGGAAUAAUCAUCCGUCAUGAGAACCAUCCCAAUGACAGAGAUCGCCAAGGAAUGAUCCGUCAUGACAACCAUCUCUAUGACUGGGAUCGCCAAGGAAUGAUCCCUCAUGACAACAACCCCACUGACUGGGAUCGCCAAGGAAUGAUCCCUCAUGACAGCCAUCCUAAUGGCAGAGAUCGCCAAGGAAUGAUCCCUCAUGACAACAAUCCCACUGACUGGGAUCGCCAAGGAAUGAUCCGUCAUGAGAACCAUCUCUAUGACUGGGAUCACCAAGGAAUGAUCCCUCAUGACAACCAUCACAGUGAAGAACAGGAUCAUGUCAAUAUAUGUGAAGUAUCUACAGAAAACGACGGCCAGGCAGACAAGUCAUUUUGCAUAAAUCUUUCAACAAGUUCAAACGACAAUAGAGAGUCGAGGCUAUUACCUGUUUCAGGAGGAAGUUGGUUAAAUGAGGGUAUCUGGGAAAACAAUAAUUUAUAUGUUGGCCACGACCUACCUGGACAAAGUGAAACAGUACUGUAACGUGAGACAACGACUGUGGACACAACAUCACAUUGACCAAUAUAUAACGUCAAUGCCAGAGUGAGUGAGUGAAUAUGGCUUUACGCCUCUUUUAGCGGUAUUCCAGAUAUUUUGCGGCAGGGGACACCAGAAAUGGGCUUCACACAUUGUACCCUUGUGGGGAAUCGAACCCGUGUCUUCAGUGUGCGAGCGAACGUUCAACCACUAGGCUACACUACCACCCGGAGAAUUUUCAGAAAUUCGAAACAUAAAUUCUCAGACUUGGAUAUGAAUCCAAUCUUUCUAAUUUUGCAUCAAAAUCCUGACAAACAAUAUUUAUCAAUAUGAAGAUGUAUUGGUGCCUCAACCAUAUCACGUCGAUAUUUAAAUAAUCGGGUCUGGACAUGAUAAACUGGUGAUCGAUGUCGUGAGCGACGACGAGUCAGUUAUCUCCAUUUCAGUCGGUCUUCAUACAAUCACUGGUUGCGAUCAACUCUUCCGCAUCGGACCUCCGGCGAUAUUCAGGACAAUGGCCGACUGUAUUUGCCAACCCGAAUGUAACAUUACCACAUCAAGACAUCGGUUAGGGUAUGACUAUGCUAUGGGGUAGCAGAAAAACAAAACUAAGAGUAGUGUAAUUUAUUCAUAGCGGAUGAAUCCGUUUUGUACACAUGCAUCUUUAUUUGAAAUACAUAUAUAUUCAGGUGUUGGAUUCCACUCAAAUGUUAUAUACUUACAUCACAUAUCCGUUGACUGACCUGAAUAAAUAUGCAUGUAUGUUGAAUAAAUAUGUACUAGUAUUCGUA
Haliotis rubra (blacklip abalone) is the source of this 1828-nucleotide messenger RNA. RefSeq lists its product as uncharacterized. The record is from RefSeq and is a predicted model, not a curated record. The coding region runs from base 72 to 1043 and encodes 323 amino acids. The transcript is spliced from 3 exons. Lineage: Eukaryota; Metazoa; Mollusca; Gastropoda; Lepetellida; Haliotidae.